Messenger RNA from Hippocampus zosterae (dwarf seahorse), 982 nucleotides. Its product is annotated as odorant receptor 131-2-like. The coding region runs from base 52 to 876 and encodes 274 amino acids. Gene Ontology annotation, molecular function: G protein-coupled receptor activity. Gene Ontology annotation, cellular component: membrane. Gene Ontology annotation, biological process: G protein-coupled receptor signaling pathway. The record is from RefSeq and is a predicted model, not a curated record. The transcript is spliced from 2 exons. NCBI's taxonomy places the organism in Eukaryota, Metazoa, Chordata, Actinopteri, Syngnathiformes, Syngnathidae.
GGGGGGGGGGGGGGUGCUGCGCUUGCGUGCUUGCCGUGUCUUCCAACAUCCAUGCAAACCACAUUUUUGGCCAACGCGACCAAACUGAGCCUCGUGGAGCGGGUGACCAUCGCCACCUUGACCACCUCCUUCUGCUUGAUGUUCCUUUCGGUCAACGCGCUCAUGCUCUUCGUCCUGAGAAGCAAAUCCGUCUUUCGGGAGACGUCGCGAUACAUCCUGCUCUACAAUCUACUGCUGGCCGAUACGUUGCAGCUGACCUUCAGCCAACUGAUGUACUUGCUGGCGGCCAGCCGCGUCACCCUCUCGUAUCCCGUUUGCGGCGUGCUCAGCAUGCUCACCAGCCUCCUCAGUCGGAUGUCUCCGUUGGUGCUGGUGGUCAUGUCGCUGGAGAGAUACGUGGCUGUUUGCCAUCCUCUCAGGCACGCCUCCAUCAUCACCGUCAGGAACACCACGUGGGCCGUGCUGGCCGUGUGGGCUUUUUGUUUCCUCAAUAAUCUCAUCCAGGGGCUUUUAUUGAUCACCUUUCCAUUCCGGCGGCUGAAGAGUCUGCAAAUGACGCAGCCGUGCACCUACGGCGCCAUGUUCCUCGUGCCGCUUUCUGAAUUGUACGCUAACAUUUACACGUAUUUCUCGUUCGCCUCGGCGAGCCUGAUCAUCGUUUUCAGCUACGUCGGCGUGGUGGUGUCAGCCAGGUCGGCGGCCGCGGACAAGCACUCGGUCCGUAAAGCGCGGAACACGCUGCUCAUGCACCUGGUGCAGCUCGGCCUCAGCCUCUUAUGUCUGAGUUCUCUCAUCUACGGGCUGAGAGAUCAGAGCCUGCGGGUCGUGCUCGUGUACUUUUGUUUGCCGUCACCUCGGAGGGUCAGACGCUCCUGAUAAAGCCGCGACUGUUUCCUGAGAGGAUCUCGCUUUUGUUACUACCCUCACCUCAGACGCAUUUUGACUUCACACGCUCUACUGCCUUCAACACACACACACACAC